AUGUCAAAAGGAUCAGCAGACGCUUUAAAAAGAUUCGAACUUGAAAAUAAUGUUCAAACAAUAGAUCACGAUUCAUUAUUUAAAUACGAUGCACAACAAUACCAACAAUUUUUGAGUUCAAAACCAUGGGCAAAAGAUCCACAUUAUUUCAAACAUGUUAAAAUUUCAGCUAUUGCUUUAUUAAAAAUGGUUAUGCAUGCUAGAUCAGGUGGUAAAUUAGAAGUUAUGGGUAUGUUAAUGGGUAAGGUUGAAAACAAUACAAUGAUUAUUAUGGAUUCAUUUGCUUUACCAGUUGAAGGUACAGAAACUAGAGUAAAUGCUCAAGUCGAAGCUUAUGAAUAUAUGGUCGAAUAUCUCGAACUUAUUAAACAAACUGGUAGACUCGAAAAUGCCUUAGGUUGGUAUCACAGUCAUCCAGGUUAUGGUUGUUGGUUAUCAGGUAUCGAUGUUGGUACCCAAUUAGUUAAUCAACAAUAUUCUGAACCAUGGUUAGGUAUUGUAAUUGACCCAACUAGAACAGUUUCAGCAGGUAAAGUAGAAAUUGGUGCAUUCAGAACAUAUCCACAAGGUUAUAAACCACCUAAUGAAGGUCCAUCAGAAUACCAAUCAAUUCCAUUAUCAAAAAUCGAAGAUUUUGGUGUUCAUUGUAAACAAUAUUACUCUUUAGAAAUUUCCUACUUUAAAUCAUCAUUGGAUCAACAAUUACUUGAUAAAUUAUGGAACAAAUAUUGGGUCAAUACUCUCUCUUCAUCACCAAUCUUUAGCAAUCGUGAAUAUAUUACCGGUCAAAUUAAUGAUCUCAGUGAAAAAUUAGAACAAGCUGAAACCCAACUCUCAAAUACAAGAUCAGCAGCAUUAUCAGAUAAAAAGAAAGAAGAAAGUUUACUCUCUAAAAUUAGCAAAGAUAGUUCUAAAGUCACAAUAGAACAGGUUCAAGGUAUCAUGUCCCAAGUAUUCAAAAAUUCAAUUUUUAACGAGUCCCAAGCAGUUUCUAAAUAG
This is a messenger RNA of Dictyostelium purpureum, 999 nucleotides long. Its product is annotated as Mov34/MPN/PAD-1 family protein. The transcript has 5 exons. Gene Ontology annotation, cellular component: cytoplasm; COP9 signalosome. Lineage: Eukaryota; Evosea; Eumycetozoa; Dictyosteliales; Dictyosteliaceae. Gene Ontology annotation, molecular function: deNEDDylase activity; metallopeptidase activity; protein binding. The coding region runs from base 1 to 999 and encodes 332 amino acids. Gene Ontology annotation, biological process: protein deneddylation. The record is from RefSeq and is a predicted model, not a curated record.